This is a messenger RNA of Colletotrichum phormii, 1302 nucleotides long. Its product is annotated as nitrogen permease regulator 2. The transcript has 3 exons. Gene Ontology annotation, molecular function: GTPase activator activity. Gene Ontology annotation, biological process: negative regulation of TORC1 signaling; positive regulation of autophagy. NCBI's taxonomy places the organism in Eukaryota, Fungi, Ascomycota, Sordariomycetes, Glomerellales, Glomerellaceae. Gene Ontology annotation, cellular component: GATOR1 complex; vacuolar membrane. The record is from RefSeq and is a predicted model, not a curated record. Bases 1 to 1302 code for a protein of 433 amino acids.
AUGAUUCAAGGAAUCUUCUAUGCUAGGUUCUUUCCCAAGGAGGGUCCCCAUAUCGUGGCCCAGUCGCCGCCGGGCUGCAUCACCACCCCAUCCCCCGGGACCACGACGACGGCGAUGAAGCCGCCGCUCAUCGACUGGGAGGUGAUGCAGGAGUAUAUUGUCCCGCGCAAGGCCUUUUUCAACCGGUACAUGACGGUGCAGGACCCGGAGGGCAAAUACGCGGUGCUGGGGUUCCCCGUGCUGAUCCCGCACCAAAAGUACCAGCGCAACGAGUUCAUCUUCAACUUUGGUCUGGUAUUGGACGCCGACGCGGAUUUGGCGCAGUAUGAGCCCGUUGUGAGGCGGUUGGCGGUCACGUUUAAGGAGAUGGAGAAGCAGAAUGAGUAUUUGAGCCAGGAGGGCGGUGGUGCAGGAGCAGGAGCAGGAGCAGGAGGGGGAGGAGCGGCUGGUAUGAUGAGUGAGAGGAGGCCGAUUGAGAGUUUGUUGGAGAUUGUCAAGGAGGAUCUGAAUAACUAUGGCGAGUGCAUGAUUCCCGUUGACGACGCAAACACAAUCAACAUGAAGCUCUUCCCGCACCACGCCAGCCCGCCCCAGGUCCGCGGCUGGCACGUCCCCGUCGCAAAGAUGAAAUUCGCCGAAAUCGUCGACCAGACCUGGGACCUGACGAUGCAGAAAGUCGUCGCGCACAUUGACGGCGUAAACGACGUCCGCCGCAUCGCCUGGCUCGCCGACGUCUCGCUCGACCUCGCCACGCUGGCGCUGCGCCAUUUGUUGUAUUACGACACCGUCCUGCUGCUCGACAUGUUCUUCUUUGGGAGCUGCUACGCGCCGCGCCCCGGGAUCCACGACUUUGUCGCGGACAGGGAUGGGAUCGUGGACGAGUGCGCUGCGUACGUGUGUAUCCACGCCCGGCAGCGCGUGAGCAAUUUCAUGCUGAUUAAGCUCAUGACGAGUUUUGUCGUGGGGAAGAGUGUGAUGGAGUGGUUGCGCGCGCACCAGGAGGCUGGGUUUGAUGUGUUGAGGUACGUGGAUGUGAGGAGGUUGGUGCAGUUUGGUGUUAUCAAGGGGUGCUUGUAUCGCGUGCACAAGUAUGUCGUGUCCAAACAGUACCUUGCGGCGCUGGCGACCGGCCAGGCAAGACCGAAGGCUGGUGGAGGGGGGGAUGCGCUGCAGGUGUAUACGGACGGGUGUCACUCGUUUGAUCAGAUUAUUACGGAGAAGAAUCUGACGGAUGGGGAGAUUAUGGAGAAGCUUAAGGCUUUGCCGGUGCCGAGCGGGGACUUGACUGUGUUUUAUCGUUGA